UGGGUGUAUGCGUCUGGAUCUGCAUGGAUCUCGUUUGACGAUCAAACGCAAAAGGUGAUUGAAGAAUUGUGGGCAAGAGAUCAAGCAACAUGGAUCCACUCUCAAAUGUUUCCUGGUGGUCCUCUCUUUGUCGACACAACAGAAAUGAUCAUCACAUUCGGAUCGUACUCUUACACAAUUGCGCGU
Messenger RNA from Mucor mucedo, 186 nucleotides. RefSeq lists its product as uncharacterized. The transcript has a single exon. The record is from RefSeq and is a predicted model, not a curated record. Lineage: Eukaryota; Fungi; Mucoromycota; Mucoromycetes; Mucorales; Mucoraceae. The annotation marks the transcript as partial.